Anguilla rostrata (American eel) is the source of this 1445-nucleotide messenger RNA. RefSeq names its product C-C motif chemokine 19-like. The record is from RefSeq and is a predicted model, not a curated record. Bases 84 to 413 code for a protein of 109 amino acids. The transcript has 4 exons. Gene Ontology annotation, cellular component: extracellular region. Gene Ontology annotation, biological process: immune response. NCBI's taxonomy places the organism in Eukaryota, Metazoa, Chordata, Actinopteri, Anguilliformes, Anguillidae. Gene Ontology annotation, molecular function: chemokine activity.
AGAGACCUCGCGCACAUUUAAACAGGAAGCGUCACGUCGUCGUGUGCCGGAGAAACUGAUCCCAGAACACCCGCGUCGCAGCUAUGGCCUCAUACGCCUCUGCCUUCUGCCUCGGGUUACUCUGCCUGUUCUGCUGCUCCAGCUUGACUCAGGGAGAACAGGCUCUGGACUGCUGCCUGAAAGUCAGCCAGGAACCUAUACCCAAAAGAAUUGUCAAGGGCUACGAGAAGCAGGUCAAGGGUCAAGGCUGUGACAUCAACGCUGUCGUCUUCACCAGCCUACGAAACCUGAAGCUGUGCGCUCCGACGAACCCGCGCUGGGUCAAGGAUCUGAUGGUCGCCGUGGACACCAAGCUGAAGUGGUGCAGGGAGAAAAGCUUCCGGCCGAAGCGGUGUCAGGGGCUGCAGGAGUAACGGAGCAGACCGGCUGUGACUCUGCAGUGGGACGGUGUUCUCGGAGCAGCUAUCCUCUACAGUCCUCACUGCAUCCAGCAAAAAAAGCUAAACCAAUGUGAAUUCCGUACUUUCAAAGAACUUCAGUUCUUUUAACUGAUGCACUUUUAUGUUCUUUAUCUAUCGCAAUCAAGAGGCGGACUCCGUAAAAAAAUAUUUUAGAAAUAAAUAAUAAUGAAAAAGAUAAUAGCAUUUAGUACCAUAAUGCCUUAACUGAAUGUUUAACUCUUUUGUGUGCUAUAACAAGAAGAUGUAGUGGCUGUUGGCCAAAAUUCUUUCCAACUCUAGAGAGCUACAAAAGUUCCAGCUUUUAGAUCAUAUCAGUGCUCCAGACAAUAUUAUGUAAUUAAUAAAGUCAAAUUUGGAAUUUAAUUAACGAGAGCUCUGUCUCUUAGCCAGUUUCCCAGUGGAGGGAAUUAGGCUUUGAGAAGACUAUUACUUAGUCUUACUCUUAGACUGAGAAGAGCAGUGCUACCAAAUGUUGCCCAUCACUGACUUGUCUGACCCAAAUUAAAAGGUAUGAUCAGCUCAGAUCAAUGAGCUCAUAUCUAUGGUAGCAUAACUUCACCCACUUUCGAGUUGAUGAGGCUUUAUCCAAUCCAGAUCGUAAUUAUUCCUCCCUUAUUGUAUUAGGUCAUAAACAGCUGAAACAGCUUUGCAUUAUAUUCAGUCACAAAAGUUACUUUUAGGAAUUCUAAAGUACAAAUACCGCCAGGAAGGCACAGAAGACACAUGUAUAACCAGUAAAUGUAAGGUCAGCCAAACAAACCAACAAUUUAUAUUGUAAGGUCAAUUAUGUUAACACAAUACUGCUUACAGCUCUAUGCAAUGUGUGAGCUCUAAAUCAAACUGUACUUUUUUUCCAGACAGGGAUAUGAAAUCAAUCUCUCUUGAGUUUUAAUAAUUGUGUUGUUUUUGCACAUUCACGUGUGAUUGUGCCAUCUGAGUCCUCUAAGGUCUUAAAAAAAAAUAAAGAACACUUAUUCCACCAAA